Messenger RNA from Ziziphus jujuba (common jujube), 1381 nucleotides. RefSeq names its product aquaporin PIP2-2. The transcript is spliced from 4 exons. Gene Ontology annotation, molecular function: water channel activity. The coding region runs from base 123 to 980 and encodes 285 amino acids. Gene Ontology annotation, biological process: transmembrane transport. Lineage: Eukaryota; Viridiplantae; Streptophyta; Magnoliopsida; Rosales; Rhamnaceae. Gene Ontology annotation, cellular component: plasma membrane. The record is from RefSeq and is a predicted model, not a curated record.
UCUCCAUUCACUCACUGAAAUUAAAAUAACUCCAAACUCCACCUCGUGUAAAGGGCACAGUCUCACUUUCCUUUCACUCUCUUUUCUCUCGGUAUUUUCACAAACACUUUCUGCGAAAGAAGAUGACGAAAGACGUGGAGGUCGUCGAGGGAGAAUUCUCCGCCAAGGACUACCACGACCCUCCUCCGGCACCUUUGUUCGACCUCGCAGAGCUGACACAGUGGUCCUUUCACAGAGCUCUCAUAGCGGAGUUCAUAGCCACGCUUCUCUUCCUUUACAUCACGGUUCUAACGGUGAUUGGCUACAAGAGCCAGAUUGAUCCCAACAAGAUGGGCGUCGACGUGUGUGGCGGCGUUGGCUUUCUCGGCAUCGCUUGGGCUUUUGGUGGCAUGAUCUUCAUCCUUGUGUACUGCACUGCCGGUAUCUCUGGAGGGCAUAUCAACCCGGCUGUGACAUUCGGACUGUUCUUGGGACGCAAGGUGUCGCUAAUCAGGGCGUUGUUGUACAUGGUUGCACAGUGCUUGGGUGCUAUCUGUGGUGUCGGUUUGGUGAAGGCCUUCCAGAAGUCUUACUACGACAGGUAUGGUGGUGGAGCUAAUGAACUAGCCACUGGAUACAACAAGGGUACUGGAUUGGGUGCUGAGAUUAUUGGCACCUUUGUUCUUGUCUAUACUGUCUUCUCUGCUACUGAUCCUAAGAGAAACGCAAGAGACUCCCAUGUUCCUGUUUUGGCACCACUUCCCAUCGGAUUUGCAGUGUUCAUGGUUCACCUUGCCACCAUUCCAAUCACGGGAACUGGCAUCAACCCUGCUAGGAGUUUUGGAGCCGCUGUUAUCUAUAACAAAGAGAAGGCCUGGGAUGACCAAUGGAUCUUCUGGGUGGGACCAUUCGUUGGAGCUGCCAUUGCUGCAUUCUACCACCAAUUCAUUCUAAGAGCAUCGGCCAUUAAAGCUCUGGGAUCCUUCAGGAGCAAUGCUUAAUUAAUUUAAGCUUUAAUAUGUGGAUUUCAAAAAAAUAUUAUGCAGAUGGGUCUUUUCUGGAAAAAAAAUGAAUAACAACAUUGAGGAGUGUCUGUCUGUCUGAGAGGGUCCCUUGAGCAUUUGAUAGCCUUUUGUGAUCUCUCAUGGAGGGCCAUGGAACUGUAGAUAAACAUGCCUGUGGGCAGGGGUGUCUUUUGUAUCCCUCUUGUCUUUUCUUUGAAUUUUCGAUGUAUUUUUAUGUGCUGUUGUCGUAAUUGUACUAUCUUUUUUUUUUUUUUUUUCCUCUUUAGUUUUAUUUUCUUUUUAUUUUUAAAUUGAACUCUCUGAGUGUUAUGUAUGUCUUAUAAAUGUUUAUCAUCCGCGUAAAGCUUGUGAAAAAAUGGGUUGUGUGUUCUUUUCUA